UUUUUUGACCAGUCAUAGAGCUUCUGUCGAGCAGUUUCGACAUUUCAAAAAUUUAAAAGUUGUUUUAAGUGAAAGUAAGCAGAAAACGUUGUUUACGUGAAAACAUUAAAAAAUUAUAAUACAGUGAUGUCAAUUACCGUGGAUAAUAGUUAAUGAAGCACUUUUUUUAGUUAAUAUUUCCGAAAUGUUGCAUCAAAAUAAAGAAAAAGCCAUUUUAGAAUGGCUCAAUUGUCUUACGUUGGACCAGGUUUUGGAGUCGCUCGAAGAACUGAAAGAUGGAAAAAUAUUUUUCCAUCUCAUACAGAUGACUGAAAAAACAUUAGCAGUAAAUUCAGGAAGUCCAGUUCACAACUUCAAAGAAAUUUCUAAAUUUAUAGAUGAUUAUUAUCAAGUAUCUUCUAAUACUUUCAUUCGCUAUCGCGAUUGCUGCUCCGGAAACACGUUUGAACUGGCUAAAGUUGCCAUUUUAUUACUGAGCAUACUUAUUCAAUUGCACAUACAACCAUCGUCGCAGAAUAUUAUUACCCCGUUAACAAAUUUAGAUGAUUCCAUUCAAGAAGAAAUUCAAGAUUGUUUGGAAACUAUACUUUUCAAUCAAGAUAGACUUGCUUUAGGAACCGAAAUUGUUAAUGUCUUAACUCACAGGAAAAGACAAUCAGAUUUGGAUGCAUCGUCGUCCUCCGUCACGUAUAAAAGCAGCACUCCUACCAUAGGGAAGUCGUUUAAUCCAUUUAAGGUGAGAGGAAGAUUGCAGUUUUCGAGUACAUCACCAGUUUCUCCAUUGAUGGCAUUUCUAGAAUCCCCACAAUUGGCAGAAAAGGCAGCUCUCAGAGAGGUGACGUACUUACGGUCUCGUCUGUCUAUGGAACAGUCAAGAACAUUAAAUUUAGAAGGGGAAUUACAAAAACUGCGAGAAGACUUUGAUUUGAAAACAAAAGAAUAUGAAGAUUCGAAAAGAAUUAUAUAUGAUCUCAGAGAAUGCAACGAGAUUUCAAAUUCGGCUUCAGAGUUUAAAGUUUUGGUGGAUCAACAAAAAAUUGAAAUUGACAAGUUAAAAUCUCGAAUUAAAGAAUUAGAAGUGUUAAAACCUAUCAAUACACAUUUGGAAGAGGAAAAUACAACUUUAAUUAAAAGAAACGAAGAACUAGAAGCUAAUAUGAGAGAUAUUAAUCAGCUUCAUGCUGCGAACCAACAAUUAUCCGAGGAAAAAGUGGCAUUCGUCAAAGAAAUUGAAAAAUUGAAGCAUGUAAAUUGUGAAUAUGAAGAAAGAAUAUGUAAUUUGAAAGAAGAAUUACAAUGCAUUAAAAUAGAAUUAGAAACAAGUAGGCAAAUUUAUGCUGAGAAACAAGCUCCUGCAAAAUCACCAGACUUCUCAAUAGAAAGCUUCUCUAUGGGAGAAUGUUUGGCCGAAGUGGUUACGGAAGUUUGUCUGUCAGAAUUGAAAGCAACCGUUGAAGAAAUGAAAGAAUUGCUGAAAAAGAAAGAGGAUGAGAAUGCAGUUUUAACGAAAGAGAAUUUCGAACUACUCGACAGUAAAAUGAAGAUGGAAGACCAAAUUGAAAAUUUAACAAAGGAUAAUCUAAUAAGAAAGGACUUAGAGAAUAAAAUCCAAUUACUAACACAAGAAAAAGAGAAAUUUGAAGAAAUUAACAAUACAAUUGAAAUGGAAAAUGAUAAAUUAGUCAAAGAUAAUCUGAAAAUUAAAGAAGAAAAUAACAAUCUUCAAACCGAAGUCAAAAAUUUAAAUAAUAAAAUAAAUCAGAUUUCUUUAGACUUUAGUAAAGUACACAAAACAAAUUUGGAAUACGUCGAAAAACUGAAUUUCGUAAAUGAAAAUCUUAAUCAAACAAUGGAGAAAUGUCACAACUGGAAAACUCUGUACGAAGAACUAAAAGUGCAGAACGAAAGCCUCUCUAAUUAUGUGUCAGAAGUUAGUAAGCAGGAAAUUUUAAUUGCUAAAUUAUCGCAAGAAAAGGAAGAACUUUCUAACGAACUCGAUAAAAUUACAAGUAAAUUGAUAAAUAACGAAACAGAAUUUAACAAAGAAAAGGAAAGGUUAAUUUCUACUGUCAAACAAUUAAACGAUGAAAAAAUUUGCUUGGGUGGCAAAUUAAAUAUGCUACUUGAAAAGUUGGCAGAACUAGAAAAUCAAACUGUUUUGCAUAAACAAAAUUUAGAGGAUAACAUAAACAAUUUAUUAAUUGAGAAACAAGAGUUAUCCACUUUGUUACAGAAAUCCGAAUUAAACUGUAGCGAACAGUUAAAGAAAACUAAUGAAGCUAAUUCGAUUAUCGAAAAGAUAACAAGUGAAAAUGAAGUUUUAAAUACGAAUAUAGAAUCCUUAAAUGCAAAUAACGAGUCUUUACGUCAAUCCAUUAACGAAUUAUCAUUUGCAAACGACGCUUUAAAAAAUGAUCUGUUAGCAGAACAAGAAAAAACAAAAAGUUCGGAAGAACUUCAUAAAGAAGACGUUAAACAGUUGGAAGCAAAAAUUUUAUCAUUAAAGAAUGAAAAUUCGGAACUGGAAACUCUGAAUAGAGACCUAACAAAAGAUCUGGAGAAACUAAAUAAAAGCUUUGAAAACUUAGAAAAGAACGUAGAUGUAAUUAUUAAUGAAAAGUCAUCACUUGAAAAUGAUAAUUCUUCUCUUAAGAAAAGUUUAGACAUUUCUAUUAUUAAAUUACAUGAAUACGAAAUCGAGAAAUGCGAGUUAAAAGAUGCUAUCGAUAUGCUUCGUAAGGAGUAUAAAGAGAAAUUAGAUGAAAGUGAGAAUAAUAAUAAAAAUCUAGAAACAAUUAUCAUCAAUCUGAAACAAGAAAUUAUCCAGAAGAAUAUAAAAAUUGAAGAAAUUGAGGGUUUAGAAGACACAUUGAAUUCCUAUAAAAGUGAAGUCGAUAAACUUAAUAAUUUGUUAUCCUUAGCUAAUGAGAAUAAUUCAAAAAUAAUCAAUCGUACAGAGUAUGAAUUUCAUCUCUAUAAACAGUUUGAGAGUGAGAAUUCUAAAUUAUACAAAGAUGAAAUGAAAAAUAUUCAAAAUAGAAUCAAAUUUCUGGAAACUGAGAAUGAAAUAUUGAAAGAAAAGCUUAAGAGAAUUGAUAUGCCUGCAAUAAUUUCUGCAGAUUCCGAACAGGUGAUUCAAAAUACGGCUUUCUCUCUCACUGAACAAGGAGAAAAUGUUCAUUAUAAGCAUGAAUCAACACAAGGAAGUUCUAAUCAAAUAUGCAAUAACCUAAAUAAUAAUUCCAAUGCAAUUAAAACUGAAAACGAUCUUGACGUCAAGAUUAUACACCAGUCGAAUCUGAAAGGAAUUAAUCUAAUAUCAAACGUAAAAGAUUCCACUUGUCAAAUGGGGCAAUUAUGGGAAGUCGGUACAAAUCGACGACCCGUCGAAACAGUUUCAAGCGAAACGUCCCAAAUUAAUUUUGAUUUCGAACAGUCUAAAUUGAUGGGAACAAAACUUAAAGAAUUAGACGAAUUAAUUGUACAGAAAGAUAAAAUAAUAAAUGAAAAGGAAGACAAAAUUAAUUGCUUAACUUCUAAAUUAGCAAGUAAUAGCGAAUCAAACAUUCGGCUGAAUGAAGAAAAUGAAAAUAAAGAGGAAAUAUUAUUGAUACUUACAAACCAAAUGCAGAAAUUUGAAAGCGAGCGAGAACAGUUUAAGUUAGAACAUGAACAAAUAAUAUCCAAAAUGAAUUUUCUAGCAAAAGAAAACACAACUAUCAAAGAAAAACAGAAAGAAGAGAGAGAGAAGUUUGAGGAAAUCUUGAAUACUGAAAAAAUGGAGAAGGAACAGAAAGAAAUUGAGUGUAUUAAACUUAAAUCGAAGAUUCAAGAAGUCGAACAAACAUUAAAAAAUCAGAUCGAUUGCUUAGAAUCAUUAAAAAAAGAGAGAGAUCUUUUAUCGGAGACAAAUGGUAAUCUUACCUUGAAGUUAAUAGAACUUCAAGAUUUAAUUAAUAUUAAAAUUGCUGACGAAAAAAAGGUGCUAAGUAAUGCAGAAGAAAAUGAAUUAAACCAGCUUCAGUUACAGAAAAUGAAUAUAAAAUCAGAAAAAUUAGAAAAUCAAGCCUUAAAUUAUAAUUUAUCGAAUAACUGCGACACGAAAGACAUUAAAAAUAAGAUGGUGAUUUGUGUAGAAAAUGAGCAGAUGGAUUUAAUUCAGAAUAAAUUAAAGGAAAAUUGUGCGCAACAGACGAAAGAAACAUCUGCAUCUCGGGACAUAAAAAUUGAAAUGCUUACCGUUAAAGAAAAUAAUGAUGAUAAAGAAAACAAUUUAUGGAAAAUUAACAUUGGAAAUCAUUCAAAUAAAGAGAAAAUUCAACAUGAAAAAUUACCGAAACAGAUAAAUUACAUUGAAAACUCUAAAGAAUUGUGUAAGGAACUAAUUCAUCAAACUGAAUAUAAAAACUACUACCAUAAUAAUAAUUUAGUUGCAGAAGGUGCGUGCUUAAAUAGUAAUCAAUUGGAAAGAAUAGAUUUGAAUCAGGUAAGAGCUUGCACCAGUAAUGACAUUAACAAACAGCAAGAAGUAUUGCAACUUACUGUACAGAUUCCAAAAGACGUAAAUCAACAAACCAUUUUAACACAAAUUAAUGAAUUAAAAGAUCAGUUUAGUUUAUUAGUAUCAAAGUUUAAUUACUUCCAAACUAAUAAUUCAGAGUCAUCUCACCAGAACGAGAAACAAAAGGAAUUCGAACUCAAACUAAAAUGUCUCAAUGAACAGAUUUCGGCUCUGUUAAUGCAACUUCAGUUAAGCGAAACUCAGAAGCAGACGUUUAUGAGAGAAAUCGAAAGUUUAUCUUUAGAAAUUCAGAGUUUGAGGAAUGCGAAUGAAGAGUUGAGACGACGUAAAUAUUUCCUAGAAAGUAAAGUCAAUAGUCUUGAAAAGGAGCAAAAGGAUGCAGAUAAAGAAAACACUUGGCUGAGAGAGAAAUUGCACUCGUUGGAGACAAAAAAUGAAAAUUUAAAUUUUGAAAAGGACAGUUUGCAGAAUAAGCUCAACUUGACGAAUCAGGAAAAGGAGAGGUUAUUGAAUCAAAUUAAAGAAGAAGAAACAAGUAAAAAAGAAAUGGAAAAAGCACAUUCGGAAGAAAUACAAAAGAUGAAGAAAGAAGAACACAAUCAAAGGAAGAAAACUGUAACCAAGUUUAAUAAAGAAAUGUGUGAACUUCAGUUAAGAGUCAAAGAAUCAGAAUUAAAAAAUUUACAAAUUCAUCAGGAAUUUAAAGCCUUAUUACACAAAUAUGAAAAUUCAAACGAGUUAGUAACCAAGCUGAAAGAUGAAGAGAAGGGUUUAAAAAAAGAAUGCGAAAGGCUGAAUAACUUGCUGAAAGAUAAGAGUAAUGCUGACAGACUGAAGUUUUCCGAAAGCGACUUGUCCACCACACGGAGUACCUUGGAGAAACAGAACAAAGAAUUGAAUUUGUUAAAAGACAAACUGGCGGAAUUACAGAACGAAAAGAAUGCACUUAAAGGACAAAUAAGACAUCAGGAAUUACUUUUAAAUAAAGAAGUUGAACAGAAAAAGUGCUUAGGAGUUCAGCUGAAACAAGCAGAAAACGAACUGAGAGAUUUGAGAUUCCAGUGCUAUAAUGCUAGCGUCAAGUACGACACGUAUUCUUCGAGGCAGAGUAUGUCUUACUCUUACAAUCAAAUCAGAAAUUCAUAUCUGUGCAGGAGAAAAUCUUCAAGUCAUGACGAAAAGGAUACGGGUUUAAGAACCAUGUCGCAUCUCAAUGAAGCGACAAAAUUGGAGACGACGUUUGGAGCCGAUCACAGUUUGUCUUCAAGUUCCUAUACCGAAAAUAAUCGCUCAAAUCUUGCAUCUACUCCACAUCGACAAGUUCCAGCAGGUACAGGAUCUCAGUUUAUGUGCGAAGACGAAGAAGGCGAAUUCAUGAACCAGAGCCACCUCAGUGAUUUGAAAGCCGGGCGGUGUAAUAUCAAAGAUCAGCAGCUAGUAAGGAUCAGCGAGCUUCAAAGACGAAACACGCUCUGCCUCCCCCAUCUUCAAAGUUCCUAUCCUGUUGAAACUCAAAUGCAUUCCAUUGCCGAAUUUACAGACGACGCUCUGAGAAAAGGGACUGCGGUCGAGGACAAAAUUUUAAAAGUGGUAGAUUCAAACAGCAAAAUACCCAUCAAAGACAGGCAAGUCAGAAGUAAAUCGUCGUCCACCAAACGUAAAGUCAUAGAAGAAAGAGAUCCCAAAUCUACGAAACAGGCAAAAUACACCAUUCACCCUUCUACCUAUCAUAAACCUGGCCCUCCUACUCCGGGAAGGAAGAACGAAGAAUCCUCCUCCAAGGCGACGCCGACGCCAAGAAAGAGGAUCUUGUCAAACAAGGAAAACAAUCCGACGGCCACCCCGAACACCCAUCGUAGAUUUAACUUCAAAACUCCUUCCAGCAUCAAAAAAUUAUGGAAGUUGCGAAGAAUUCACACACCCAAGAACGAAAAGGGUAGGAAGAAUGGCAACGAAUAACGGCAAAGGACACAUAUAACUUUUUGGUACAGGUAGAUUUAAAUUUUAAAUGUUGAUAACUUUUAUAAAUUAAAUGUGUAUAUAUUAAAUUCUGGAAAAAUGUUUAAAUGGUUUAAAUUGUGAUGAUAUUUCUUUUAUCAUUCCAAAAAUAUUUUUACUUUUAUUCCUAUUGUGAGAUACUGUUACAAGAAUAUUGUAUUUUCUUUAAAUAAAAGGUUUU
Centruroides sculpturatus (bark scorpion) is the source of this 6701-nucleotide messenger RNA. Its product is annotated as cytadherence high molecular weight protein 2-like. NCBI's taxonomy places the organism in Eukaryota, Metazoa, Arthropoda, Arachnida, Scorpiones, Buthidae. The transcript is spliced from 19 exons. The coding region runs from base 185 to 6481 and encodes 2098 amino acids. The record is from RefSeq and is a predicted model, not a curated record.